CUAUGAGUCUGAACGGCUUGAGGGCACCUAAUAACAACAUUUAUCUAGUGCUUUCUAUGGACCAACCGGAAACCCUGGCGGCGCAGUUGGAAUCCACCAGGCGCUCCUUGGAAACUCUAUGGGGCAGUUCUACUCUGUCCUAUAGGGUCGCUAUGAGUCGGAAUCGACUCGACGGCAACGGGUUUGGUUUUUGUUUUUUUGUGGGCCGACUACCAGGUGCGCUGGUGGCGCAGGUUGGUCAUUUGGCUGCUAAUAAAAAGGUUAGUAGUUGGAACCCACCAGCCGCUGCAUGCGAGGAGAAGAGACCUGGUCCACUUAAUUACAGCCAGGAAACCCCAUGGCAGUUCCACUGUUACCGGAGGUCGGUAUGAGUCGGCAUCGACCUAAUGUCAACUUUGUUUCUUUACACGGGCCCGCCACUCUGCUGUCUUCUGUCGGCCCUCUCACGUUUUUCACAAAACCUCAGUGAGGGCCGUGCCAUUAUAUCGGAACUUUACAGAUAAAGCGGCUGAGGGGACAGCGGUCCCCCGGCUGGCAUGGCUUUUCACCACCACGAAGCCCACGUCCCAGCAUUCCACUUCUCCGUUUUUAUUCCCACCACCCCUCCCCAACCUUCACAGGGAAAGAUGCGGCAGCUCGUUCAGCUGAUCUGAAACCUUUCGUCCAGCCAGAGCCCGUCCACUUCCAGUUAGAACAAGUUUUCUAUUCAUGAGCCAGCCUGCGGGUGGUCACGAGCAAUUCUUUGGCAAAACCGUAGUAUCACAUUCAUUCACCCCAAAUUUGUGCCGCGGGGCACCGAGAAGUUGCUGGGGUACCGGGACCGGCGCGCAUGCGCACGUCAGGCCUCCUGCCCUCUCGGGCCCUCCCGCGCCUGCGCACGCCCGUCUUCCCGCGCAUCCGGUCUCUCCCGCGCCUGCGCACAUCGCGGCGGCCCGAGCGGAAGCGGAAGCGGAAGCGCGCGGGGCAACACCCGCGGUAGCGGUGGCGGCGAUAGCGGCGACGGCGGUGGAGGUGAGCAGGUCCCGGCUGCGGCUACGUCUCUAGGUCCUCUUCGUCAUGGGUGUGCGGGGUCUGCAGGGAUUUGUGGGGAGCACCUGCCCACACAUAUGCACGGUAGUGAACCUCAGAGACCUGGCAGAGCGCCACCGGAGCAAGCACCCAGGCUGCUCCCCGACUGUCGUGGUUGACGCCAUGUGCUGUAUCAGGUACUGGUACACGCCUGAGUCCUGGGUCUGCGGUGGCCAGUGGCGAGAGUACUUUUCUGCCCUGCGAAACUUUGUCAAUGCGUUCGCGGAGGUCGGCAUCAAGCUGGUGUUCGUUUUCGAUGGCAUAGUGGAGCAGGACAAGCGAGACGAGUGGGUGAAGCGCAGACGCAAGAACAGCAGGGAGAUUUCCAGGAUCUUCCAGUACAUCAAGUCUCAUGGCGAGCAGCCUGGCAGGCACAUGUUCUUCAUCCCCCCUGGGCUGGCUGUGUUUACACAGCUCGCCCUGAAGGCCCUGGGCCAGGAGGCCCACUGCUCCCUGCAGGAGGCCGACUACGAGGUGGCCUCACUCGGCCUCCAGGAUGGGUGCCUCGGGGUCCUUGGCGAGGACACUGACUACCUGAUCUACAACACCUGUCCCUACCUUUCCAUCCGGGAGCUCUGCCUGGACACUCUGGACACAGUCAUGCUGUGCCGGGAGAAGCUCUGCGAGAGCCUGUGUCUCAGUGUGACGGACCUGCCCCUGUUAGCCUGUCUGCUCGGCAACGACGUAAUCCCACAAGGCAUGUUUGAAAGCUUUCGGUACAAGUGCCUGUCUGCCUACACCUCGGUAAAAGAGAACCUGAACAAAAGAGGCAACGUCAUCCUGGCUGUGGCGGACCACAUAGCUAAAGUCCUUCGCUUGCAUCAAGGUGAGAAAAAACUAGAAGAGAUGCUGCCUUUGGGACCAAACAAAGCUCUUUUUUAUAGAGGAGUGGCAUCAUAUCUUUUGCCAGGACAGAAAUCUCCAUGGUUUUUCAAAAAAUCCAAAGCUGUAACAACUUUGGACAAGCAAAUACUGUCCAUGAGUUCAGACUCUGAAUCCAAGCAAGAAGUUGCCAUGUGUACGGACCCUGAAUCCAAGCAAGAAGUAUCCAUGUGUACAGACCCUGAAUCCAAGCAAGAAGUAUCCAUGUGUACAGACCCAGAAUCCAAGCAAGAAGUCCCCAUGUGUACAGACCCUGAAUCCAGGCAAGAGGUCCCCAUGUGUACAGACCCUGAAUCCAGGCAAGAGGUCCCCAUGUAUACAGACCCUGAAUUUAAGCUAGAAGUACCCAUGUGUACAGACCCUGACAUUAAGCAAGUAACCAUGAGUUCAGACCCUGAAAUCAAGCAACAAGUAACUCCUUGUUCUGACCCUGAAAUCAAGCACGAAGUAACCAUGGUUUCAGACCCUGAAAUCUUAGAGGUUGCUAGAGCACACCACGUCUGGGGUGAAAGCUACCUGGUGUACAAUGUCAUGAGCAGAGGGGAGAUCGAGUGCAGCAACACCCUGGAGGAUGAGCUCGACCAGGCCCUACCGAGCCAGGCCUUCGUCUACCGCCCGGUGCGCCAGCGCAUCUAUGCACUCCUGCUGGGGGACGGUGAAGACGGCACCCACAGCCUGGCCAGGGAGGUGAAGGAGUGGUUCGUCUACGCCGGGAACCCCCUGAAGCACCCAGACCUUGUCAGGCCGCUGCCGAUGAGUGUCCCAGGAGGAACUCCGAGCUUGAAGGUGCUGUGGCUGACCCAGGGGCCAGACGUGCAGGCCCGGCGCUUUGAUGUGCUCCUGGCUAGCUUCAACCUCUCCUCCAUGCAGGAGGACCUGCAAGCUGUUGAGGGCCCCCUCAGGGCGCUGUGCUGCCUCCUUAUCUACCUCUUUGUGCAGGUGGACACUCUUGGCCUGGAGGAUUUGCAAGCUCUGAUCGCACAGGCCCUGUGCCUCCAAGGGAAGUCGACGGCCCAGCUGGUGGACUUGCAGCUUGACCACAUCAACCCCAGGGCUGUGCAGCUGGGCUCCCUCUUCGUCCGUGGCCUCACCACACUGGUGUUCGUCAACAGUGCGUGUGGUUUCCCUUUGGACAUGAGUGACUUCAUGCCCUGGAACAUCUUUGAUGGGAAGCUCUUUCAUCAAAAGUACCUGCAGUCUGAGAAAGGGUACAGCGUGGAGGCGCUUCUGGAGCAGAACAGGUCGCUGCUGAUGCGGUUCCACAGCCUCAAGUCGGUGGUGGUCAAGGCCUGCCUGAGGGAAAACAGGCGCAUCAAGAGCCGACAGCGCUGGGGCUCCCACCACACAGGGCGAUGGUCGAGACAGGGCUCCGGCUCCCAGCAGCCGAGUUCCGGGUAUGGCCGCCCGGGCCAAGGACAGCCAUGGAGGUACCCGGGGCCAGGAAGGAGACAGUGUGAGCAUGACCAGUGGAGAAGGUACUCGUCGUCUUCCGGGUGGUCCAGGUGACCCGCGGUGGCCAGGACGAGCUGAGCCCUUGUGGAGGAGUGCACCACCUUCUGAACGUGGAGUUGAUGUGGCGUCAGACGUCGUGAGCACAUGCUGUGUCACGUGCCCACACCCGGCAAAGACGGGACAUCUGCAGGAAGAGAGUCUCCUGAGACACGUCUUGUGGGGCGGCGGACAGAGGGGCGGCUGCAGACGGCAUGAGCGGCUGCAACACCUUUCCGGCCCUGUAAACGCAGAGGCUGCCACUGUUGUUACCACACAGAACAUGCCAAGACCUCGUCCUCUCAGCCAGGGUGUGUGUCGUUGGACAGUUGCACAUGCACAGACGUGUGUGCAGAGACAGGGAACACGUGCUAAGGAAGAAAGCAGCAGUCUUUGUGUGGUCCUCCCCUGGCCUGGCGACCCUGACCACUGCCCUUGAGCAUGUCACGCGUGUGUGAGCAGUACAUCACGUGGGCAGUACAUCACGCUCGUCAGCGGUGCGUCACGCGUGGGCGGCACGUCACGUGAGCAGUGCAUCACGCAUGGGCCGUGCAUCACACAUGUAUGAACAGUACGUCGUGCGUGUGGGUGAACACUGUUCACACAGGGCCUCUGGUGAGCGUGGUCCUCCCUGAGGUUUGUGGGCUUGCGUGCGUGUCCUCCAUGUUCCCAGGGUACUCCUCCCGUUUUGGAUUCCUUUUUAACCAUAUGAGUCUCCUCAAAGGCGUCACUUUGUCGUUAUUCAGUUUCCCAUGGGUGAGUGGGUGUGAGUGGUGUGGUUUCACUGCCUGCCCUCUGCGGUCAGUCUGCUGCACUGAUGAGGCACGUGCUUAGUCUUCACUCUUGUUAACGGUGGUUCCUUCGGACCUCAGAGCACUGUGGUGGGCAGCCCGUGACCCGGUGUUAGGGUUGGGUCACUCUGACGUUGCCUAAUGUGUGCACACCUGAGUUGGGUUCCUUGUGCUGACAGCUCCUUUGUAAUACGACUCUCCAUCCAAGAUGACCUUUAAACUGAAUGAUAACAAAAGUUCUGGGCCUCCGGGACCUAGGAGCGCAUUUCCCCCAGGGGAGAGCCGGGGCACACAUUCCCCCCAGGGGAGAGCCGGGGCGCACAUCCUCCCGCCCUGGGGAGAGCCGGGGCGCACGUUCCCCUCCAGGGGAGAGCCGGGGUGCACAUUCCCCCCGCCAGGGGAGAGCCUGGGCGCACGUUCCCGCCAGGGGAGAGCCAGGGUACACAUUCCCCCCUCAGGAGAGAGUGGGGGCACACAUUCCCCCCUGGAGAAGAGCUGGGGUGCACCCCCCGAGGGAGAGCCUGGGCCCUGGUUACCCCCGUUCACACUGGAGUGAGGACUGAGGCCGUGCGUUGUGUGCCCACAGCUGCAGGAGUCCACGUCUAACGGUCUGGGGAUGCUGCUCUGUCCUCCCGACCGUCCCAUGAGGCCACAGACAGCACCUCUCAGAAGGAUGUCCAGCCUCGGACUUUCUGGGGAGUGGAGGUGGGUGAGAGGCCAGCGGGGGAGUGCGCAGCCCUUGGCUGUGGGCACAAGGGCCUGGCCGCCUUACUGGGCAGGGACCCAGACCCGGAGCUGGGACUGUGACACGGUGCCCUAGAGCAGGAGAGCAUCCAACCCCAGCGACUUCCCUGCUUUCCCCACGGGGACACCCAGCUGCGGGACUUACACUCUUCCUGUGUCCCCCGCCUCACAGCGUCUGCAGCUUUGAGACCAUCCCGGGCACUGUUGGGUCAGUCGACGCAUGUUUGCAGUUUCUGUAUUUCAGGCCGUUUUGUCUGAGCCCAGGCCAGGAUGUCUGAAUAUAAAUUGCAAGUAGUUGAAAUUUUUUUUUAAACAAGUUUAUCCCAGACCCUGGUUUCUGGAAAUAAGUGGGUGUCUGGGGUAACUGAGACCACAUGUGAUCACGUCUGCAUGUGGUGGUCAAGCAGGAGACAAGCCUGUCUGCAGCACAGCAUCACGCAUGCAGCCAUGCUGUCCCACUAAUCGGGCAUCUGGCAGAAAUCAGUCGUUUUCCAGAUAUUUCAUACAUAAUCAGUUUUAUACCCAUAAAAAGAAUGUAAAAUAUUUUUCUUUAAAAUAUUUAAGAAACCACUUUGAUGCCUUGAACAAAAAAUGGAGA
Trichechus manatus latirostris (Florida manatee) is the source of this 5571-nucleotide messenger RNA. It is a transcript of the gene FAM120B, whose product is annotated as family with sequence similarity 120 member B. Bases 1057 to 3456 code for a protein of 799 amino acids. The transcript has 11 exons. The record is from RefSeq and is a predicted model, not a curated record. Gene Ontology annotation, biological process: peroxisome proliferator activated receptor signaling pathway; fat cell differentiation. Gene Ontology annotation, cellular component: nucleus. NCBI's taxonomy places the organism in Eukaryota, Metazoa, Chordata, Mammalia, Sirenia, Trichechidae.